CUGUUAAGUCUGACUUUGAAGAAAGACAAAAGAGAUAUUAGUUGGAGCACAUUUUUGACCACAUAGACAGGAUAACCCAUUUCCAUUCUUCUGCAAAACUGACAACUUAACCAUCUAUCCAUCUUCUAAUUAAUCCUGAGAAAUGGCUGCCAAACUGAUUGUUGUUUCUUCUUCUACUCUUUCAACAAAGCUUUUCUCUCCGUCUCUCCCAACCAAGCUUUUCUCUCAUUCUUAUCCACCUUGCUCAGCGAGAAGAAGGCCAAGCCACUUCAGAGUUUCUGCAAAUCUUGGGGGAGGAGGAGAAGCUGGAGGUGAAGUCAAGAAAGGAGGUAAAAAGAAAUUCAUCACCAAAGAAGAGGAGCCAGAGCAGUAUUGGCAAACAGCAGGAGAACGGGAAGGAGAGAAUCCCAUGAAGACGCCGCUUCCCUAUAUAAUCAUAUUUGGGAUGUCAACACCAUUUGUGAUCUUGGCCAUUGCUUUUGCCAAUGGCUGGAUUAAGGUUCCGGUCAGGUGAUACUACGGUUACGAGAAAGGCACGCGCCGCCGCGGCGGCGGUCGUAAUCCUUAUGCUUCCCAAUAUUGACAAAUUCUUUAUCUUUGCACUUACGAUCUUCACCGAAUAAAUCAAAGAAUGUUAUUGAAAUUGCUUUGUAGCAAUUUCUAAUUUUCUAAAA
Molecule: messenger RNA, 674 nt
Organism: Ipomoea nil (Japanese morning glory)
Lineage: Eukaryota; Viridiplantae; Streptophyta; Magnoliopsida; Solanales; Convolvulaceae
Exons: 3
Coding region: 143-514 (123 amino acids)
Cellular component (GO): chloroplast
Source: RefSeq, a predicted model, not a curated record